AUGACUCUGAUCUGCGUCCUCAUCUGGACUCUCCUCUGCUGCUUCUUCACAGAGUCCAGAGGACAGGCCACAGUGACUCAGCCUGGAGCAGUGAGCUCUGCUCUGGGAGGUUCUGUCACCAUCAGUUGUCAGUCGCAACGUGAUGAAAGCAAUGACCUUUCAUGGUACCAACAGAAGAAUGGAGGAGUACCUAAAAUGCUCAUUUACAAUGCCAACUCUCGAGCAUCAGGGAUUCCAGAUCAUUUUACAGGCAGAGGAUCAAACUCUGACUUUAGUCUGACCAUCAGUGGAGUCCAGACUGAAGAUGCUGCAGUUUAUUACUGUAUGGGUGGAUUCUACAUCAACAGUCAGUUGUGGUGGACUUUUGGUGGAGGAACCAGACUGGAUGUUGGAAGUGAUGUCCGUCCCACCCUGACGGUGCUGCCCCCCUCCAGUGAGGAGCUGCAGCAGGGGAAGGCCACGCUCAUGUGCCUGGCCAACAAGGGCUUCCCCUCAGACUGGAGUCUGUCCUGGAAGGUGGACGGCAGCAGCAGCAGCAGCAGCAGCAGCAGCAGCAGCAGCAGCAGCAGCAGCAGCAGCAGCAGCAGCAGCAGCAGCAGCAGCAGCAGCAGCAGCAGCAGCAGCAGCAGCAGCAGCAGCAGCAGCAGCAGCAGCAGCAGCAGCAGCAUGAGCUGGGAGGAGAGCAGGAGCCCCGGGGUGCUGGAGAAGGACGGCCACUACAGCUGGAGCAGCACCCCGAUGCUCCCGGCAGACCAGUGGAGGAAGGUGGUCUCUGUGAGCUGUGAGGCCACCCAGGGCUCCCAGACUCCACUCUCAGAGACACUGAGGAGAGACCAGUGUUCCCAGUCCUGACUCACUCACUGGGACUCUCAUACUGGUCUGACUCUGUUACUGCUCUAUCUUCGCUCUCUCUAAUUCUCUCUUCUAUAUUUUUUUAGUUAUUUUUUUCAGACUAAACAAAGAUUAGAACAGCCAUAUCUUCUUCUUCAUAAUGAUACACUUCAUGUUUUCAUGCA
Molecule: messenger RNA, 1016 nt
Organism: Acanthochromis polyacanthus (spiny chromis)
Lineage: Eukaryota; Metazoa; Chordata; Actinopteri; Pomacentridae
Product: immunoglobulin lambda-1 light chain-like
Biological process (GO): immune response; immunoglobulin production
Source: RefSeq, a predicted model, not a curated record